Molecule: messenger RNA, 4383 nt
Organism: Engraulis encrasicolus (European anchovy)
Lineage: Eukaryota; Metazoa; Chordata; Actinopteri; Clupeiformes; Engraulidae
Gene: sel1l
Product: SEL1L adaptor subunit of SYVN1 ubiquitin ligase
Exons: 21
Coding region: 585-3047 (820 amino acids)
Biological process (GO): ERAD pathway
Cellular component (GO): endoplasmic reticulum membrane
Molecular function (GO): protein binding
Source: RefSeq, a predicted model, not a curated record
GUGUGUGUGAAAGGGUUAGUGGCUGGUCAGCUAUCUUGAAGUAGAGCAAGUCCUUUCGUUUCUGUAGGCGUUGUUUACUUAAGUUUCACGGACAGGCUUGCGUCGACUGGCAUUUUGUUUUCAUCUGUUCUGUGUGCUGCACUUCACGCCCGCAGUCACAGACGACGAGAUAGAAAGGUUUCUGAUUAUCAUACGACCAAUGCUAACAGGCGAUAGCCGACUUGCUAACUUGCUCCCCUUUCUUGAGCUGUGAAGAGCGUUGUGUCGGUUCCUACUAGCCCGUUAGCUUGUGGAUUAGUUCAUUGGUGUCGUGGUCAACAUUUUAUGAACGACGAUGUCUUUGACAUAGACAACCGACACUGACUAUGCAUGUGUCUAGUGGUAGAGACACUUGUCUGGUCACAGGAACGUCAGGUGUAGGACUACCUCAUGCGGAUAACUGCCGUAGCUAGCUAGCAACAGCUAUCUACUCCAAUGGAAUAGGAUAAAAAAAGUGAAUGAUCAGCUGAUUGAGCUUACCAGCUAAUAUUUUUUAGCUAGUUGUAGUUGUCCUUAAUGUGCAAGGACUCUGUGGAUGCUCCGCGAUGAAGACGUCAAGGAUCUGCCAGCUUCUAAUUGUCGUCGUAUUUAUAUCCAAGGGAACAACAGCUGCAGACCUGCCAGCCGAGGGGAAUGAAGUACCAGAUGUCAAGACAAACAUGGAGGAGGAGGACAAGGUGCCUGUGGGGGAGCGCGUGGUAGCGGGCCAGUCGGUUUACUCACCGCAGGAAACACGGGCCACCGCCGAGCAAUUGGCCGCGGAGGAGCAGGAGGCCCAAGAGGAGGCGCAGGAGGAGUCUGUGGUGCCGGGGGAGGAGAAGGAGGACCUACCUGACCAGCCACCUCCACCCAUACCAAAGCCCAAAGAGAUCCCGGUGGUGAUAGGGGGCACAGCGGCCGGUGAGCCCUGCGUCUUCCCCUUCCUCUUCCUGUCCAAGGAGUACAGCGACUGCACCACGGAGGGACGCCGCGACGGACGCCUGUGGUGCGCCACCACUUACGACUACGACCGCGACAAGAAAUGGGGCUUCUGUGAAACGGAGGAGCAGGCUGAGGAGCGGCGGCAAGCCGAGGAGAUGGAGGAGCAGUACCAGGCGGCCGUGCGCAUGAUCAACAACACCAACCGCCGCAGCCAGAAACGAGAGGUGUAUGAGAGGUUACUGAAGAUCUCUGGAAAAGGCCACACCAAGGCGUCUGAGAAGGUGGCCUACGCCAUGCUGUUUGGGGACUAUAUGGCCCAGAACGUCACCAAGGCCAAAUAUCUUUUUGAGAAGCUCACGCUUGAGGGCUCACCCAAAGCCCAAAUGGCUCUUGGCUUCCUAUAUGCUGCAGGAUUGGGAGUGAACUCCAGUCAGGCUAAGGCUUUGGUUUACUACACCUUUGGUGCCUUGGGUGGCAACCUAGUGGCCCAUAUGAUUCUGGGCUACAGGUUCUGGGGUGGAGUCGGCGUGCCACAGAGCUGUGAGUCAGCGCUCACCCACUACAGGCUGGUGGCCAACCAUGUCCAAUCUCUGUCCUCAGUGGCCAACGACGUGUCCCUGACGGGGGGCAGUGCGGUGCAGCGUAUCCGGCUGCUGGACGAGGUGGAGAACCCCGGAUCCACCAGCAGCAUGCUGGAGGAGGACCUGAUCCAGUACUACCAGUUCCUGGCAGAGAAGGGCGACAUCCAGGCACAGGUUGGACUGGGACAGCUGCAUCUAAAUGGUGGAAGAGGAGUUGAACAAAAUCACCAACGUGCCUAUGAAUACUUCAAUCAAGCUGCGAAUGCAGGAAACACACAUGCCAUGGCCUUCUUAGGAAAGAUGUAUUCUGAGGGCAGUGAGUUUGUUCCCCAGAACAAUGAGACAGCCCUGCAGUAUUUCAAGAAAGCUUCUGAACUGGGUAAUCCCGUGGGGCAGAGUGGUCUGGGAAUGGCCUACCUGUAUGGCAGGGGAGUCCCAGUGAACUACGAGUUGGCACUCAAGUACUUCCAGAAAGCUGCGGAACAAGGCUGGGUGGACGGACAGCUGCAGUUGGGAUUCAUGUACUACAAUGGCAUCGGGGUGAAGCGUGACUACAAGCAGGCCCUGAAGUACUUUAACCUGGCCUCUCAGGCCGGCCACAUACUGGCCUACUACAACCUGGCUCAGAUGCACGCCACAGGCACCGGAGUCAUGAGGUCCUGCCACACUGCUGUGGAACUGUUUAAGAACGUGUGUGAGCGCGGGCGCUGGUCGGAGCGGCUGAUGACGGCGUACGGAAGCUUCAAGGAGGGCGAGAUGGACGCGGCGUUGGUGCAGUACUUGCUGCUAGCUGAACAGGGCUACGAGGUUGCCCAGAGCAACGUGGCGUUCAUACUGGACCAGACAGAGGGCUCGCGAAUCUUCAGUGAAAACGAGACGUAUCCGCGCGCCCUGCUCCACUGGACCAGAGCAGCCGCUCAGGGCUACACGGUGGCGCGCAUCAAGCUGGGCGACUACCACUUCUACGGCUAUGGCACGGACGUGGACUACGAGACUGCCGUCAUCCACUAUCGGCUGGCCUCGGAGCAGCAGAACAGCGCGCAGGCCAUGUUCAACCUGGGCUACAUGCACGAGAAGGGCCUCGGCAUCAAACAGGACAUCCACCUGGCCAAGCGAUUCUACGACAUGGCGGCCGAGGCCAGUCCUGAUGCCCAGGUGCCCGUCUUCCUGGCACUCUGCAAGCUGGGCUUCGUCUACGCACUACAGUAUCUGCACGAUCUCAAUCUGAAGGAGGUGGUGUCCCAGGUGGAUCUGGAUCAGCUGCUGGGGCCGGAGUGGGACCUGUACCUGAUGACGGUCAUCGCCCUGCUGCUGGGCACCGUCAUCGCCUACCGCCAGCGCCAGCACCAGGUUCCCCUGCGUCCCCCUCCCCCCGCCCCUGCUGCCGCCGCUGCUCCUCCUGUGCCGCCCCCCAGGCCCGCCGCCCCCCCGCCCCCACCUCCCGCAGACCAGCCCGACGACCAGCCGCCGCAGCCAGCAGCCGACCCCGUGCCAGAGGAACAGUGACAGACCACCAACCACUAGCCACCUCCCCCUAGAGAUCCCACUCUGGGUGGGGGGGGAGGGGAGGGUUAGGAGGGAUGGGCAACAGUGGUGGUGGUGGUGGUGGUGGUGGAGAAGGACAGAAAGGAGAACCAAGAGACGUGCGUGUGGCAUCUGUAACGACCAACCCAACCCAACGACCACCCUCUCUCCUUCCCUCCCUGCCUCAAAUAUCUCACAGCGAAAGUCCACCAGGAAAGGCUGUAUGGAGAGAGCACAGUGUUGUUGGUGGAGAACGAGGCGGAAAGACAGGAGCAUCGAGAAACUCUUAGUGCAUCCAUGUCUUCCUCCUUUACCAUCUGCCCACUCGCGUGUUGUCCAAGGGUAAAUGGCAACGCUGGGUGGCGUGAACCACCACCACUAACCAACCACCACACACACACUAAGCCACACGGUCAACCGUCAUUUUUUUAUACUCAGCUGAUAACUAACAAAAGGUCUCUUCACCGACUCAACCACCCGCAGCAUCCAUUUGAUUUAGCACACAACAACUCUAAUCUCUGCCACCCACCCUGGCUGCCUUAAUGCCAGGAACUGUCAGGUCUGACUGUCUGACCUGAAACCCAUCACUGGGUCAAGAGACUCUUGGGAGACCAAAGUGAAACGAGUGCCCCUUUAAAAACACACAGACCCCCCCCCACUCCACCAGCCCUCUAGUAGCCCUACCUGGGGGGGGAAGGACAAGACUCGUGACGCCAACAGCCACCAUUUUAAUCAGCUUCGAUAAGGAGCGCCUUUAGAAAGAACGAAUAAAUAGACAUUGAUGCAAAGACCGAAUGGAUGAAAGAAAGAAUGGAUGUCUUUACUGCUGGGGGACUGCUAACGGGUGAAGACAUGCCUAUACCACGACACAGACCCGUAGUCGAACUCUUGAACUCGUAGAAGAAAACGAAUGCAAAUGAAUGAGAAGAAAAAAAGUUUAAAAAAAAGAAAGUGUUUUGCUUGCCUGUUGAUGUUGUUUUUGUUCUUUCCAUCUCUUUCUGUAGUUAUGAAUAGCUAUCUUGGCUAGCAAUAUGAGUUUGACAUCACUUGUACUUUUGAGAUCAACUGUGGAGAAUGUUGUCACUGUCGUGAACUUCAUUUGAAAAAAACAAAAAGAAAGGAAUAAAUAAAAAAAGACUCAGGACUUUGGCAGGACAUUGGCAUGUUCUGGUAUGUUCUACUGAAGAACACGUUCUGUAGGCACAUACAUGCGUAUCUAGAGGAACACUGAUGACAAGCCUUCAGACGAAUUUCACCAGGGACUUUUGGAAGCGAAGAGUUGUUAUUGAUGUAAAAAAAUAAAUUUGAUGAAACUUAA